GGUACUGUCACAUUUUGAGUAUUUCUACGAGGUCCAGUGUGAAGAGGAGCAUCAUUUCUGAAAUAACACUUCUUAGGUCUUGAUAGCCUUAUAUUUUAGUGCAUUUUCCCACUAAGUCAGUCGAAACGAUGGCCCACUACGAAGAGGUGACUGUGCGCGGCUAUGAUGAAUUCUCUCAAGCUAUAUCUGAGAGAAAAGGAAAGGAUAUUUUUGCUUAUUUCUCUGGUAAUAAAGACGCCCAAGGCAAGAGCUGGUGUCCAGACUGUGUGACAGCGGAGCCAGUUGUCAGAGGAGAGAUGACCCAUCUUCCUGAAGGCUCUGUCUUCAUCUACUGUCAAGUUGGAGAAAGGGCUUAUUGGAAGGAUUCAAAUAAUCAAUUCAAGAAGACACUAAAGUUGAGUGGAGUUCCGACUCUGCUGCGAUAUGGCACACCUCAGAAGUUGGUGGAAGAUGAAUGCUUCAAGUCCGACCUGGUGAGGAUGAUGUUCACUGAGGACUGAGGGAUCCUGUGCCUGUCAGGCAUCAUUUGUUCAACGUUGAACAGUUCACUUUACCACCAUUCAAUUCCAGCACCAUCACAAAGUAUAGCUCCUUCUGUCAUGUGACGCUAAUCAGCAACUGUGUAAGUUCACAACCAACCAAUAAAUGAUGAGCAUCCUAACGCUCAUCUCCUCAAUUAAUUGUAUACUGUAACAUCUGCAUAGACAGACAUGUGUAAUGCAUGUUACUUGUACUUAUGGUUCUCAUGCUGCUUUAUGUGCAAUCACUCAAUCCUGAUUUAAAAAUGUAGCUUGAUACAUUAAUGCAAAUGAUGUUUAUCGCACUAGUUGAUCAUUACAAAUAAAUUUGUCUGUACUGUGACCAUUUAUAUGUGAUUAUUUUGUGUGGCCUUGCAUUAGGUAUCAAAUAAAGUAUGACUUGAAGUUUAACAUUCA
Messenger RNA from Trematomus bernacchii (emerald rockcod), 935 nucleotides. RefSeq names its product thioredoxin domain containing 17 (gene txndc17). Gene Ontology annotation, molecular function: protein-disulfide reductase [NAD(P)H] activity. NCBI's taxonomy places the organism in Eukaryota, Metazoa, Chordata, Actinopteri, Perciformes, Nototheniidae. The coding region runs from base 129 to 500 and encodes 123 amino acids. The transcript has 4 exons. The record is from RefSeq and is a predicted model, not a curated record. Gene Ontology annotation, cellular component: cytosol.